Messenger RNA from Phyllostomus hastatus (greater spear-nosed bat), 5747 nucleotides. RefSeq names its product solute carrier family 25 member 32 (gene SLC25A32). Lineage: Eukaryota; Metazoa; Chordata; Mammalia; Chiroptera; Phyllostomidae. Gene Ontology annotation, cellular component: mitochondrion; mitochondrial membrane. Gene Ontology annotation, molecular function: FAD transmembrane transporter activity; folic acid transmembrane transporter activity. Gene Ontology annotation, biological process: nucleotide transport; mitochondrial transport; folate import into mitochondrion. The transcript has 7 exons. Bases 395 to 1342 code for a protein of 315 amino acids. The record is from RefSeq and is a predicted model, not a curated record.
CCGGCUGCGUAGCCUGUACCCCGCGGCACUCCGUAGUUUCGCGGACGAGGGUUGACCGGGGGCGGUUCUGUGCGCUCGCUUCCACGCCCUUCAGCCCCAGCUUGCAGGAGCUGUGGGCGAGGCUGGGCGGGGACUCCGUGGAGGCGUGCGACCCACCUCCCUCGCGUUCUCUUCUGGCGUCACUUGCGGCUGCCCCCUGUCAUGCCAGGCUUGCUACAGGGUUUGCUGGCUCCGUGCAGUGGGUACGCGCUCCUCGUCCGCCCGCCGGUCCCGGAAGUGGGCUAGCGUCCUGCAGUUCUGCUUCAGGGUGGCGAUUGUCGCCACGGUGGUGGCCACUGCCUCCCGUCUCACCGCCUCGGCCCUAGGCGCCGAGGUAUCAGCAGGCCCCGAGUCAAUGACAAGCCAGGGCCAGUCGGCUCCCGGGUCGUCGGCGUGGAGCGCGGUAUUCCGCCACGUCCGGUACGAGAACCUCGUGGCGGGUGUGAGCGGCGGCGUCCUGUCCAACUUCGCGCUGCACCCGCUGGACCUAGUAAAGAUACGCUUUGCAGUGAGUGAUGGAUUGGAACUGAGACCAAAAUACAAAGGAAUUCUGCAUUGCUUGAGUACCAUUUGGAAACUUGAUGGACUACGGGGACUUUACCAAGGAGUAACCCCAAAUGUGUGGGGUGCAGGUUUAUCCUGGGGACUCUACUUUUUCUUUUACAACGCCAUCAAAUCAUAUAAGACAGAAGGAAGAGCUGAACGGUUAGAGGCAACAGAAUACCUUGUCUCAGCGGCCCAAGCUGGAGCCAUGACGCUCUGCAUCACAAACCCAUUCUGGGUGGCAAAAACCCGCCUUAUGUUGCAGUAUGAAGGUGUUGUUAACGCCCCACAACGGCAGUAUAAAGGGAUGUUUGGUACCCUUUGGAAAAUAUAUAAGUGUGAAGGUGUGCGUGGAUUGUAUAAGGGGUUUGUUCCUGGGCUGUUUGGAACAUCACAUGGUGCCCUUCAGUUUAUGGCAUAUGAGUUGUUGAAGUUGAAAUACAACCAGCAUAUCAACAGAUCACCAGAAGCCCAGUUGAGCACAGUAGAAUACAUAUCUGUUGCAGCACUAUCCAAAAUAUUUGCUGUAGCAGCAACGUACCCAUACCAAGUUGUGAGAGCUCGUCUUCAGGAUCAGCAUAUGUCUUACGAGGGUGUAUUGGAUGUAAUCUCGAGGACGUGGAGGAAAGAAGGCAUUGGUGGAUUUUACAAAGGAAUUGCUCCCAAUUUGAUUAGAGUGACUCCAGCCUGCUGUAUUACCUUUGUGGUAUAUGAAAAUGUGUCACAUUUUUUACUUAACCUUAGGGAAGAGAAAAAGUAAGCUAAAAGAAGAUAAGUCCAGCACAGCUGCCCAAGGCACCACAUGCUCCUUUGUGUUUGAAACAUAAAACUCAGAAGAAUACUACACGGCAACAUGGCUCAUAAUCAAAAUUGGUCUAUGAUCAUUAGAAGUCAGAAAACUGCUAAGUCUCACAAUGUCUGUUUGUUUUUUGCCUUCCCCAUGUAAAUGGGACUUGGCUACCUCUGCCUGAACUGGCUGCCAUCACCACAACAGCAAAACUGACACCACAUGGAGAGUUUCAUACAUUUCUCCAUUUCGUUGUUCAAGUGGAAGCUAAUUUUCAGCAUUUGCUAAGUGGAUUAGAUAAAGUGCUUCUUUUUCUGAAUUCAUUUGCCUGGAUUAGCUUUAAAAUUGACCUCUGUGCAAUAGCAAGAAAAUGACUUCUUAUAAGAAUGUCAUCAGUGUUUCAUGGGUAAAUUGAACUUUUAAGGAUUUGCUGGAAAAGAUGUUGCCCAGAUCCAGACCAUUUUAGAAUUGGGAAAUUUUGGUGAGACAAAUUUUGUUUCAAUUCAGUUGGAACACACUAAAGAAACUGAGAAGUUAGGUACUCCUGUGAACUUGAGAAAUAUCUGACAUCUGUUGUAAUUCCACCACUGAUUUUAUUUCCAGUGGUUCUUCCAUAAUUUAAAAUGUAAUACUGGAUCCCAUUAUUUUAUGGCAUGGGUACCUAGUGCCUUUAAAUUUAUAAAGUCUGAACUAGAAUCCAGCUGUGUCAGCCCUUAUUUAGCACAUCUGUCUGUAAGUCAUACACUGGAGUUGCAAAUAGAUCACCUUAUGCAGAUACCGGAAUGACUGAGAGUUGACAAACAUCAUGGAGCUGAGAAACUUUAAUUUCAUACUUCAGUUUUCAUAUAUAUGGGUCCAGAUCCCAAACAAAUGACUAAUCUACUUUGGUUAUUCAAAUUCAGGUUCUAAUACAAAUUUCAUUAAUGGCCAUUAUUGGUUUUACUUUCAUGAGUCAUUGUAAAUAUGAAGUUCUGCCCCAAAGGGAUGCCAGAAUAAUGCUAAUAUUUUUAUUUAUCAUAAAAGUCUAUCACUGCUAUUGCACUACCAUCUAUUUGUUGUAAAUAAAACAUCGUGGUUUUUCAAAGCCGUAUUUAAAUGGUUCUUUGAAAAUAGGUGUAUGUUUUAUAUUUUGAAAAUGGCAUUGUUUUAAAAAUAAAGGUGAAAUGAUAAGUACCUAAUUAUACUUACUAUAGUUUCUUGUAACAUGUGCAGGAAUACUUUAUGAAUUACAUGUGAUGUAUUUUUUCAUACUUCUGGAUUAUACUAUAAUUCAUAUGAAAUGCUGAUUAUCGUCACUAUAUGGAAAGUCACUAUAUGUAGUUGAUAUCUCGAAUUUUAGAAUUGGUGUCAUUAUUUGAAUGCCUUCUAUGUACCCCAAAUUAAUAAAACAUAAUUUCUAUCCUUUAAGAGCAUACAAGCUUACAGAAUAAACAAGCAAACAUAGUAACUAUAGUUCACAAAGAUUUCUACAAAGCUCUGUAAGAGUUCUGAGAAACGAACUCAUUUCACUUCUCCAACAAAUAGUUGCUGAGCUCCUGUCCUUUGCCGGGUGUGUUACCAAGCAUGGAGGGGAUGGCAGUAAAGAAGCCAGACAACAUUCCUGCCCUCAAGGAACUUUCAUUUUAUUGUGGGUGACGGGAAACAUAUAAGCAUAAUAUGAUUCCGGGCAUUAAAUACUAUGAAAUAGCAGGCUUGUGAGUAGUAUUGCUAUGCUAGGUAAAUGGUUGGGGUCAGGAAAGGUCUCUCUGAGGAGGUAAUAUUUGAGACAUUUUGACAUAAGUGAGGAAGUAAACCACAAUGAGAUAGAGGAAACACUGGAAGAAUAGGAAGUACAAAGACCCUGAGGUAGGAAUUAACCUAGCUAGAGGGGAUGCCUGGCCAGAUGAGAUUGGAUAAGUGGCCAUUACAGUAUGGUGAGAAGAAGGCAGGUUAGCAAGCCAGACUGGCUUCAGGUUUCAGCUUUGCCAUUUUCUGCUUGAUCUUGGGCAAAUCACUACCUGUUUGCCUCAAGUUUUCUCAUCUGUAAAAUGGUGUGUUGGAUCAGUUGCUUGGUAGCAACUCCUGAGACGGGGAUCCUUGGGCAUGUAACAUUUAUUGAGGGAGUGCUCUUGGGAGAAAUCUGUAAUGGAGUGAAGAAAACGGUCCAGUAGGGGAAGAAGAGGUUUCCAGGGUCAGCCUCAGCCUGACUUUACAGUGUACUCUGUGUAUGGAUGAGACCACCUAGGUUGUGCUACCCAGAGGUGUGGGGCGGAGCCAUUACUACCUGCAGUGGGGGAGGAGCUGUCAGCUGAGGGCAGUCCUCUAAAUAAGGCGGAGGUCUGAGCUGUUAGCAGCCAGCACCUGCUGCUGCUGAUGGGUUGUGGGUGCACCAGCCCUAUAAAAGGAAUCUGGGUGGGUCAUCAACAGAAUUUGCUACAAAUCAGUAUAUUACAAGUACGUAAGCAUAGGAUUACUGGCAGGAUUCAAUGCAUAAAUCCAAGUAAAGUGCUUAGCACAGUCUCUGAGCUAGUAAAUGGGUCAGAUCUUACAAGUGAUGAUAAGGGGUUCAGAUUGCAUAAGAGGUCAUUCUGUGGUUGUGUGGAGAAAGGAGACAGGCAAGAAGCAUGAUACUAGUUAGGAAGCUAGUGGCAGUGUGACCCGGUUGAUGUUGGAAGUAGUUGAUAGCCUGAGGGGAGCCAGAACAGGUUUCAUGGGUGGGAAACAUUGAAGCUUUGAAAUAUCUUGAAGGAAGACAUUUCAAAGGGAACCUUGGAACGAUGGGGAAGAGGCACAGGUGACAUGUCUUGAGCAGUGAGUUGAUAAUGAUAAUGACAUGGAAGACAAAGCUGAAAGAUGGGGACUAGAUAGAGUAUGAUACCUCUCGGAGCUUUGCUAAACCUGUUUGGGUUUUUUGAUGGAUAAAGAAGUGAGAGGAAUUAAUGGAACAGAGAGAGGUAGCCGCAUGUUCGGGGCGACAAAGGAAGACCAAUCGGAUGCGAGCAGCACCCUGAGAAAGAAGUUAUCAGCCAUGUAAAUAUUUCUGGGAGUCUAGGAAGGAGGCGAGGUGGUGCAGGAUGGCAAAGGGAAAAUGAGAACAUGAUUGUAGGAAGGAUGUCUGAAGAUUUAAGGUACAGGCAAAACAAAAACCCGUGCUGGAGUUCAACAUGGUGGGACAAACGUGACCCGACAAUCCAAGACAAUGAUGGGUGCCGUGCCUUGUGAAGAGAAGGCUGUUACGUUUCAGUAUGUGCUUUCGUGGUCAGGCAAUUUUAGAAAGUCAUGUUGUUUUUUUAAACACACUAAAAAAAGGGAUAUCAAUUGAAAGGUAUGUUAGAAUUCAUGAGGCAUCAGAGAAAAAUUUUUUGGAUAUGGACACUUUACCAAAUAUAAAAUCAUCCAGAUGAAGUCUGUAUUACCACUUACAUAACAAAGUCUUUUUAGUGAUUAUAAAAUUAUUAUAGAAAUAAAAUACUGGGAAAUUAUUUAUUUAACCUUUAUGUCUGUUUUCUAAAAAUGUGUCAGGUAACAGCGUAUAUGUGAGGUAAGCUGGGUCAAAGUCUUAAAUUUCUUUCUAAUUGAGUAAACAGGAAAUAGACUCUGGAAGUAUUGUACCUAUAAUGAAUACCUGUUAUUACCUGCCCAGCAUCUAGUUCUCCUCCUUCUGUAGCCUGAGUUUCUUGCAGAAUCUACCCUCUCCCUUCAUUCUCACCUUUGUGGUUUAGGUGGGGGGGCCUCCCCUGCACUGGAGGAAGGCCCUGAUGAGCAGAGCCAACCUGCACGUGCUGUCUCUGAUCAGAAUGAAUGGUUUGGAAUUGACACAAACCAUUCCAGCCAGACCGACUCUCGAAGACGUGAUUUUCUGAGUAUACUGACAUAGAUUCUCUCUUUGCUGUUUCUUGAAUGAGGAUUCAUGUAACUCUCAGAGCUCCUCAAAUCCAAUUUAGGAUCAUGAAUUGGGGGAAUGUGUCCACCAAGAACAUGACAGUAAAAUGUUAAAUUAGGUCAUACUUCAAACAUAGGAAAAAAAAGAAAAAAAAACCCACUUCUUUCAGAUAAGCUUAAGAUUAACCAUCUAGAACAGGACUUAUGAAAAAAAAAAAGGAAAGAAAAACUCAGUUAUAAGUCACAUUAUAUGAGAUUCUGGAUCAAUUCUCACCCCUAACACAUGGAUGGACCUCUGUAGUUUCAACUGGGUGAACCAUUAAUUUUCCUUUAUUUUGUAAGCGAGACUCAGCUGGGUUUUUCUGUUACUUACUGCAACUGGAAGCUUCCUACAUGAUGCAGAAUCUAAGACCAUAAAGUCUGUCACUUUCCCAUCAACUGUCAUGAUGCUGGUGAACUCUUGUUUCUAUGGAAAUUGAUGUUACCUUUAUUAAAACUGAGCACUUGGGGACCCUUA